Cavenderia fasciculata is the source of this 2205-nucleotide messenger RNA. RefSeq lists its product as uncharacterized. NCBI's taxonomy places the organism in Eukaryota, Evosea, Eumycetozoa, Acytosteliales, Cavenderiaceae. The transcript is spliced from 5 exons. Gene Ontology annotation, molecular function: GTPase activator activity. The coding region runs from base 1 to 2205 and encodes 734 amino acids. The record is from RefSeq and is a predicted model, not a curated record. Gene Ontology annotation, biological process: regulation of Ras protein signal transduction; mitotic spindle orientation checkpoint signaling. Gene Ontology annotation, cellular component: SIN/MEN two-component GAP complex; mitotic spindle pole body.
AUGAAAAUGACGACACACAAUGAAUUUGAUAACAUGCCAACGAGUGCAUUAAGAAAGGCUAAUACGUUUAUAUUAGAGAUUGAACAAUUGGUUAAAGAUGAACUUGCAAUGUUGGAAAAGUUCUAUGUUACAGAUCAUCAAGAUGUACCUUUUGAAAAGGCAAUCAACAAAGCAAAGAGAAAAUUUGAAAAGAGAAGAGGACCAACAUUGAUUAAACCUCUAAACAAAAAGAAAAAUAGAAUAGUUGUUAGUGGAAUGGAGUUUGAUCCAAUCAAUCAAAUGUGGAGAGGAAAUGAAGACGAUAUCACAAACUUUCCUGGUGGUCGUGGAUCUGCACCAGCAUUGAUUACAAACGCUGGUCUAAAGACUGAAAAUGUAGUGGGCAACAUGGAAUGGGAUCCAAAGCAAAACCAAUGGCGUGGAAAUGAAAGAGAUCUAACAAAGUUUAAAAGUUUAAAACCUGCUCUCAUCACUCAACUUAAUGGAAAUUUUAAUACUAGAAUUCAAAAUGGGAUGGUAUUAGAUCCAAUUUCAAUGAAAUGGAGAGGUAAUGAAGAUGAAUUGGAUGUUUUUGAAACAAUGGACGAACAAAAUAAUGAUAAUACAUUUAAAGUUGAGGGGGAAUUUGAUUUAACAUCGGAAUUGAUUGGAUCGAUUAGACGACAAGAUCAAAAACAUAAAGAGGAAUUAAAGGGAUGGUUCCCAGAGGAUAGAAAUCUUGAUGAUCGUGAUCAUUUGUAUUCGAUUCGUCAAAUGUCAAUCACCAAGUUGAUUAAAAACACAACAUCGAGACAGGCAUUUGGAAGAGGUGCAUCAGCAGGAGUGUUUAGUGGUAGCGGUGGUAUUGGAUCGUCUUCUGUGUUGUUGCAACUCAAAUCCAACAAGGCAGUGGUCGACGAGACCAAUGAUUGGGGUGAUGUAAACUUUGACGAAGCACCAACCCUCAAACUCAACCCAAAGAUUCAUCACGAUGCAAAUGAUGUCGAUCAAGACGACGAGGACGGUGACGCAUCCUUGUGGGACAAGGAAAUGGGAUUCACCUCAGAUGACGAUGGAUUCUCGAGUACAAGUGGUAAUGACGCCGGAGGAAACAGCAGUGCUGCCAACAGUCGAUCACAAACACCUCGUCUACAUCUUAGUAACCCUGGGCUCAUGACGAUUGGCUCGGGUACCGACUCGCUCAACAAGUACAAAGAUUCGUCCGAUGAUGAUGAUUUUGGUGGUAGCGCCGAGGGAUUGGACAAGUUUAUCAAGAAACCACGCGAACAUAGUGGUCUCAAAACCAUCUUUGGUGGAUCGAUCAAAAUCAAUAAUAACAAUAAUAAUAAUAGCGGCUCGCAUAUUGGUGAUUCGGCGACCAAGGGAAACAGCAUAUCAUUAAAGCGUGGUGGAACACUCAACAACAUCCCUCCACUCUCCUUUGGCAUGUCCCCUACAACAACAUCAACAACAUCAACUGCUGCUGCUGCCUAUUCAUACAAUAAUGAUGAGUUUGAAGAUGUAGAAUUCCCAGUCGAAGGAACAUUUACUUUGCGUCAAAAGAUCCAUUCUGAUAACUUUGGUACGUUGGAUCAUGUUGGAACACCGUCCAGUGUUAGCAGCGUAGGUAGUAUGAGCGGAUUGAACAGCGGUAUUUCAUCGCCACCACCACGCGACCAUGUUGUCGAGGAGGAAUGGCACGACGUCCAUAUCCCCAACGACCUCGCAUUCAAGAAACCAAACGAUACUACCAGUCGCAAGUCACCACCAACCAACCGUAGUCUCCUUCAAGUCGAAGACUAUUCUGACGAGUUGGAUUUACCAAUCGAUCUUUCGGCAGGUGGACCACUCACACUCAAAAAGCCAAAUCUCUUGGCCGAUAAUCCAUUUGGCGACGAUAGCGACGACGAAGGAUGGGACGAUCUCAUCAUACCCGACAAUUUCAAGGCAUCAACACCUAUCCAACAAUCGAGCAAUGGACAUGUCAAUGGUGACAGAUUCUCCCUCUCUCCCAAACAACAACAACAACAACAACCAUCCAGUCAACCAUCUACACCCAUCGAACAUUAUGACCAUUUACGAACAACCUAUCAACCAUCACCAAACAACAAUUCUUUCACUCCACUCUCACCUGGAUCCCUUCAAGAAGUACUUAAAACUCCACCUACCUCUCCUUUUACUCCUUAUAAACUUUUACAAAGGACAAAUACUAAUCCAACAAAAUAA